CUCCAUCACUAUAUUUUGACUUUAGCGAAUUUGUGUAAACUCUAACUUCUUCAUCACUUUCUUAUAUCUCAACGCAUCUCGGAGUUUUAAGCACUAGCGUAGAAGUCCAAGGUUGUAUGGUUCUCCUGCAAUCAGCACAACGAAUCCUCCGGGUGCAGUCAGACCUACAGCACGGCGUUCUCCGAACUAUGAAGGUUUUGUGUGGUACAGAUAUUGGAAUGAAGAAGGAAUUAGUGACACUAAUGUGCCGCAAGCCUGCGACCUCUUCACCUAACCUUCGUUCUGCCGUGCUCACUGCUUCUCCUACGUCGGCCGCCAUCAACCCGUUUUUGAGGGUAACGCGACUUGUUUCAAGCUUCAUUCUUCUUUGCAUUAUGGAUGUCAAUCAUGUCACGAAACAUUACGGUUAUGUUACACAAGAAGAAGUCAUGAAGCUUAUAAAUCACCCCCAUAUUACAGAACAAGAUGUGCAGAAGUUUUACACAAGGGUUGGCCCAGAGCUGGAGAGGGUAUUUGGCACUACUGAACUUUUCAGCGAGAUUGAUACGAUUGUAGCCAUGUCAGUAAGGCACGAGAAACUGAAAAACAGAAAGGCAGAAAACACGUUGAAGCUGGGCCUUUACUUCAUGUGCAUUCAGUACAUGUACAGCCAAAAGGAGAUUUUGAAAAUAUACCAUUUGCUGUAUUUGGUAAGAUUCAGGUUCAUUAUCGAAACAUCACUACUGGAGAACCGAUGCACCUUGAUGUUUACAACCGAAGUAUUUGAUGAUGCUGACAACAUAAGCCCAAGUGGUGGUUAUUUAACUCUUGGUUGGCCUGAUUCUAUGAACAAUUAUACUGAUUUGUGGGUGACAUUGCACAGAACAACUAUAGAAGUCGAUCUCAGUCUCAUAAUUGGGAAUGUUGUUGUUCCGUUUGCUCAAGAUUUUUUUUUGGUGGAGGGUACAACUGAAGGCGAUUUUGAAGAAUUAAGAUCAAAACAAUUAUGUACCACUACCAAACUUUGCUCUGCUACCUUGAGUUAUAUUGCAAUGCCAUUUGGUGCCCUAUGCAAAGUGCGUGUUCGAUUCUCUAGCAGAGACGAGGGCCUCGUAGUUAAUCUUGCUGGGAAAAUUGUUGCGCGAUAUAAGAACACUUGUGGAAACUAUAACUCAGAACCGUGCGUUCUUUUUGAGAAGAAGAAUGGCUUUGAAGCAGUAAAUAUGAAGGAACGCCUGUGUAUGUCAAGAAGAUGGUUGGGACUGCAUGCAUAUUCAUCACUUGAAAUUGAUCUGGACUUGACAGACUUCAACACAGGGAAAAAGCUUGCUAAUAAAACAGUAGAAGUGUUUUGCAGGGAUGAAAUAUAUGCAGGUGAAUGUGCAGUGGAUGUGGGUGGUUUUGCGAUUGUUGUGGAUGCGAGCCUGUUUCCGUUUCCACAUUGCGGUUGGAGUGAUUGGGACAAUGUCAAGUAUGAUAACAAAUCGUUUUCAUCCAAGAAUGGAAACCCUAGGUCUCUUGAUCAAGAUCGAGAAAGUAUACUGAGACCAUCAGAUUUAGUAGAAUUCUACUCACUCUUUAUCGGCUGCAAAACAAUGGGGACAGCAUUGAACAUUAUUGGCACUGUUGAAUUCUCUUCCGAUAAUAAUACUCACUACCUGUUCCAGAGGAUGGGUGAUGAUGGUGUGGAAGUAGAAGAUUCACAGAAAGUUUUACCAUUGAACGAUGUGUAUACACUUUUUGAUGAGUGUAGCACACUUGAAAUGAAGGUCAAUCUGGAAGAUGUUGGUGGGAAAUUUCAGAAUAGAGGUUUUGCUACUUAUGGUCUUGGAUCUCGUCCCCAUAGACCAUUUUAUAAUACCCAAAUAUGUUCUGUUUUUCCGGGCAAAGAGGGGUUUUGUGCAUUGAAUUACUCCCUGCUCUCAAGAGCUUGUCAAGCGAACAUCGAGAUCAUUUUCAAGAUUAAAAGUGAUCAUUCCGGGGUUGACAAGAUCUAUGGAAGUGCAGUCACGCGAUAUAGUAACUUUGACUACUCAACUAAGUUCAUGAAAGAUUAUUUUCAGAGCGUGCUUUUCAAAAGGACUGAAAAGGAUUCAGUAGGAUUAAAGGAUAAUGGGAGAGUACCACUUUCUCGAUGUAAAGUUGCGGUGCCAAUAGAUUCGUCCCUCAUUAUCGAAGUAGAUUUUUGUGGCAUGUCUUUGACAAAUCAUCUCUUUUGCAUGAAAGUGUUCGAGAUUGGAUGUUGCUCCUUUAAGACGGAGACAAAUGAUUAUAAACUUCGCAUCAACUUGACUUGGAGUGAUGGAUUGCGCUAUGAGGGGAGUGAUUCAGACGAAGACAAGAUGUUGACACCUCUCCCUACCGAGAAGUUCUCAGACGGAAUUCAUUGGCUCUCUUGGUUGUGAUGACAAAGCGAUAACAGUAAUCUUGGAAAAGUGCAAGUUAAGGAUUCCCUAUUCAAUGCACAAUGUAUUAUUGGGUUUGUUGGUGAUGAUUUUGUUAUUGUUGAUGCGGGAUUGCAUGAUGGGUGGAGUGAAUCAGACAAAGACCAGGUGUUACAUUGGCAAUGCAUGCUGCUGAUAUGAAGACGUCACCGUUCUGAUGCAAGUAUUUGGAUGUCAAGUGUUGUGGUUCGUCUCUCUCUUUGGCUUUGUUGAGUACUGUUGGUGAGGAAAGCUUGAAAAGAGAGGCCAAAACAUUCAAUAACAAAGGUAAGAGUAAAAAUGCUAAAGUGGGAAAGCUCAUUCAAAAAGCAGUUGAAAACCUCAACUGGGAAAAGGAAAGAGAGAAGGCCUACUUGGUGUGUUAGUCUCUCCUCAAAUCCUUUUUUUAUUUGCAUUUUGACACCAUCUUUUCGUUUGCAUUUUAACGCCAUCUUUGCGGCACUACGAGGUGUAAUGCGACUUAAAUUUAGCAUUAGAUUAUGAUAUCAUGCCACCCGCAAUUAGGUACAUUUACAUUAUACUGUACUAUAUUUAUUGCGCCUAUGAGUGUGUCCUCCUCU
Messenger RNA from Cuscuta campestris, 2983 nucleotides. The record is from the annotation of a GenBank genome assembly. Lineage: Eukaryota; Viridiplantae; Streptophyta; Magnoliopsida; Solanales; Convolvulaceae.